ACAGAUAGCGUUAAUAUAACAUAGUGGUCCGGUGUAAAUUCUGACAUCUGUGUUGGAUCCAAGAGAAACUGAUAAAACGAAACGAUACAAAUGGUAACUUGUUAUUGUUCUAAGACUGUGACGCGUGUCAGACAGUUGACGCUGACAGAACUGUUGCCUAGUAAAAUUAUUUAUUUCAGCUGUCAACGAGCUCUUGGACGUGAUGAUACGGAAUUGUGGGAAAUCGUAAAUAAAUGUUUCAGAGUUGCAAAUUUGUCAUCUGUUUCUUUGCAUUUUUGAAAGUUUUGUGACAAACAGGCGUCUUGACAGUUGUGAUUAUGUUCAACAAAUUUAGAAAUGUACUGUAUAACGUUGUUGGCGGAAUAGAUCCGCUGCCAGAUUUAAAAGCUGUUGAAAGUUCGGCCGAAGAUUCGUCGACAUUAAAACCGAAAUUUCCGUACACAAGACCACACUUCUUACAAUUUCAUUCCGAUGAAGAAAUUCAAUGGUCUGCAUGUCACAAUAUUCGUCCCAUUAUUGUGCCCCGGGACAUCACCAAAAUACCAUGGAACAGUGGUUACGCAGAGGCAGUCAAUGCAGGAAAAUCAAGAUGGAACGAGGACCAAGCUUGCAUACAGAAAGGAUUUCUUCAACGUCCUGAAGGUCGAGGACGAUGCACAACUCCUACUGUUACUCAAGACAUAGGAUCGUUAAUUCCUGAUCAUUUGAAUGCUGCAACUUGCUUACCAUAUGUGUAUUUUGCGAUGUUUGAUGGCCAUGCUGGUGUAGGUGCAGCUGUUGCAGCUGCUAAUCAGUUACAUCAUAUACUUCAGGAAAAGCUAAUUGAUGUUAUUGACCAUCUUCUCCCUCCUUUGGAUGAAGUUCCUGAACAUUUAAUGGAAAAGUCUACACGCCGAGGAGCAUGUAUGUGGUUUCCAGGGAAAGAUGUAACCCAAGAAUCACUUAUAAUUGGAGCAUUAGAAUCAUCGUUCUGGGAUAUGGAUCAGUUAAUUGCAGAAGAUAGGCAGAAAUAUGAUAUGAAAGGAGGUUGUACUGCUUUAGUUGCACUUUUCAUUUUGGGAAAAGUGUAUGUGGCAAAUGCUGGAGAUUCACGUGCUGUCCUGUGUAGGAAUGAUGUGGCAAUUCCCUUGUCAAAUGAUUUCACUCCGGAAACAGAACGUCAGCGGAUUCGACGCUUGGCAGCAUUGCAACCUGAAUUAUUAGGAGCCGAUUUUACCCAUCUAGAUUAUUGUCGAAGACCCAGCGAGAAAGACUUGGGCAAGAGAAUUCUUUAUCGUGAUGUUUUCAUGACUGGGUGGGCAUACAAGACAGUCACAAAGGCGGAUUUGAAAUGUCCUGUAGUUACAGGUGAAGGUAAAAGGAGUCGUGUCCUAGCUACAAUUGGAGUAACACGUGGUUUUGGUGAUCAUGAUUUAAGAGCAUUGUAUUGCAAUAAUCCAAUAAAACCGUUCUUACUCUCUCAGCCUGAGGUUCAAGUCUUGGAUCUACUAUCUAUAACAGAAAGCGAUGUAUUGGUAAUGGGCACGGAUGGACUAUGGGAUGUAACAAGUAAUGAUAAGGCUGCGGAAAUUGUCCAAAAGAGUCUUGGCCAGUUUCUUUUGACUGAAGAUACAAGGUUAAAGUACAGAUAUACAUCAGCAGCACAAGAUUUAGUAAUGCAUUCCCGUGGUAAAUUACAAGAUAGAAACUGGCGAACAGCUGAUGGAAAAGCUGCUACAAUUGAUGAUAUAUCUGUUUUUAUUAUACCUUUGACUCCCUAUAGAGAAGAGUACCUUCUCUGGAAAAAUUAUUAUGAUGCUAUCCAUGGCUUGUAUGAUAACACAGUAGAGAAUACCAAUCUUGGUCAAUUAGCUUUGAAAACAUCACCUACAACAGAGAAGGUUUCCGAUUCUAAAAUUAAUUCCGCUCUUGAAAAUGAUGAGACUACUACUAUUCAUAACCAUUGCUCUAGCUCAGAAGGUGAACUGCCUACAGAAGAAUCCAAAAGUGGUGAAAAAGACAUAGUGAAAGAACUCUCCAAACUAGAAAUAACUACUACUCAGAAUGCAGUAAUUGAAGAAGCAUCUUCAAAUUUUACAGCGUCUGAGACAAUACUAUCAGGUGUGUCCUCUACAGAAACAGGAUUGUUAUCUCAUCUUAGUCCUUCAUCUUUACAUGUUGGUGCAUCUGGUGAUGAUUCAUCAAGGGAAAGCAGGCCGCUUAGUGACUCUUCUAAUGACAGGUCUGUGUUAGGCGCAGAUAACUUGGGCUGUGGCAUUGGAGAUGAGAAAGAAUCUAGUUGAGAGAUCUGAAUGUUGGCUGGUUUAAAGACUAUGGUGGGGUAUGUGGUUUUGUAUACAGAUUUUGUGCUAAAUUUUUCCAGGAAUUCUGAACAAGUGAAUUAAGUGGUACUUCAAAAUUUCCUGUUUACUGAUUGGUAAUUAGGUUAGCUUUAUUCUGUUUUCCUCCAGACGUAUUUAGGAGUCAGUUUGUGAAUUCUUGCAAUUUUUAUUUAAAUUGUGACAAUCCACUUCCCACUUGCAUUAUUUCCUUAUUUAUAAUAAAUUAUUUUUGUAUAUAUGUAAAUGGUUAUUUCCAAAGGGGCUGAUCUGAAAAUAGAAUAAUUGUACAAUAGGUGCAAUAGAAAAACGUUUUUGUAAUUUCAGUGUUAUUAUAUUUUUAAAUGUAAGUAUUGCAUUUAUUUAGAAUUCCUCAUAAAUUUCUGUAUUUGGAGAAUUUGGUAAUUGAAAUUAUUCCAUCUUUAAUUGAAAAUAAGCUCAGUUGUAAAUUUCCAAGUUAAGAGUCUGUGUAAAUUGACUGAUUAAUUGUAUAAUACCAAAUGUGACUGCAUUAUAUUUUGUUCCAAAGCUUUUAUUGUGUAUGGAUACUUAAGUAUCAAAUUUGACUAUGUUAUUGUAAUGCAUUUAUUAAUUCAGGUACAGCUACAACACUACAAAUAAGUAAUAUAUAAUUACGAUUUCUCAUCAGCAACUUAGUUUGUUGGUAGAGAGAGAAGUUCUUUCAGAAGAGUAAUUUCAGUAUUACAUAAGCAUGUUAUUGUAAGAUUUGGUUAAUGUUAUACUUUCAUAAUGUUCAGAUGAUUUACAAUAAAUGAUUUCUUAUGAGAUCAUGGUAUGUCCUUCAAGUCUUCCCGUUAUCAAGUGUUGCAAAUGCGCAGCAUUUUGGAAUAUCUGUGAUAAGACAAUUAUUAAUACUAGAAGGAUAUUCUCUUUAAGAGCUCAGAGCUCUUGAAAAUACAAGAGUUAAACACUCAAGAAGAGAGCAUUUAUUUAUUAUUCUUUAUAUGUUUUGUUUCAGUGUAUGUAUAUGUAUAUACUAAAUGCAUAUAUGUGCAAGGAAAUGUUUAUUAAAAUAUUAAUUCUUUCAUUUCUUUCCAGAAAUUUCCAUAUAGAAAUGUAUUAUUAAUAUUUUUUUUAAGUACACAUAUUCCAUUAUUUUAUCUUGCAUUUGUAUUUAGUAAAUGUUUUUUAUAAUCAAAUUAUUGGGAAUUGAAUAGUAUGAGUUUCAGGUGUACAUUUGUAUCUAAAAAAUACCUUGAAGACUUUGUUCGAAUACUCAAUUUCAUGAAACAAUUUUAUAACUUACACAGCUUGCAUCUCAUUAUUGUGACAUUAUUAUCAAGAGGCAGUGUUAAUUUUAUGUUAUGGAUAUUUCAUCAUAUGCAUCAAUUUCUGUGCAUUCCUCAAAGGAUGGCUUUAAUUCAUUAUAUGUGCAAUGAAGAGAAGAAAGAUAUAGUUUGGACAUGGUUUGUUCUAUACCACUUCUUUUUUACCAAAAUUAAGACUUAUCUCAUCUUGGAAUGAGAAAUUUACUUAUCAAGAUCCAUUUAUUUACCUUGUAUGCACGUGCUCAAAUAAGUAAUUAACUUAUCAUGUAGGAGAAAAUCAUUCCUCAUGAAUGUGGUGCUCUAGCUUGUAAUACUGGCUGCAGAUAUUUUAUAUCCACCAAAAGCAUGAUCCAAUCUAGAAGAAAUGUAGGUGUUUUGUAGUGCUUCAAAACAAAUUGAAAAUGUGGGAUUGCGGUUUGUAAUUUUAGUAACUGAAUGAUUAGUAUGCAAAUCUAUUUUCUGUUCAUGACAUUCUUAUCUUUCCAUUUAUUUUAAGUAGUAUUGUGAAAUGUUAGUAUAUAGAGGUUAACUCUGUGUUUUUAUUUUGCACUUGGUUUAACCAUUAAAAGACCUACUGCGCAAGUAAUGUACAUAUCACAGAACACCACCAUCUUGGAGUAGAGUAUAGUUAUAGGGUGCUAGAUCUUCAUAGGAAAUAAAUAAGUAUGUCUCUCUUCACAUACUGUAUGCUAAUUUGGAGAUGCACUUUUUCCAGCACCAGGAUAUUGGAACUAGUCUUGGAACACGUUUCAUCUAAGAACUUUUUCUAGAAUAGAAAAUGAAGUACUAGAUGCAUUACUGUUAUGCCAAAAAUUUUGAAAAUAGUGGAUUAUUUUCUGUUUUUUUAAAUUACUUUUUCUUGUAUUCUUUUAAUUUCAAUAAAAGGCAUUAAGAAUUUUGUGCUAAAA
Gryllus bimaculatus (two-spotted cricket) is the source of this 4515-nucleotide messenger RNA. Lineage: Eukaryota; Metazoa; Arthropoda; Insecta; Orthoptera; Gryllidae. The record is from the annotation of a GenBank genome assembly.